CUCCUUCCUCCUCCUCCUCCUCUUCCUCCUCAGGCACCAUGUCGAACUCGAGCAGGAAGGACUUUGACGUGAAGCACAUCCUUCGCCUCCGCUGGAAACUCUUCAGCCACCCGGCGGCCUCCUCGGCGGGCGGCUGCCUGCAGCCGGACAGCAGCUUCGAGCACUGGGGGCCCAGCCAGAGCCGCCUCCUCAAGAGCCAGGACAGGGACAGGGACCGAGGCGGAAGCGGAGGCAGCGCCUUCUGGAAGAAAGCCUCCUCUUCUUCCUCUUCAUCGUCGUCGUCCUCCUCCUCCUGCGCUGCCUCCUCGGCGCCCCUCAACGGGGCCACCCGGCUCCUCGGGGCCCCCGGCUCUUCUCUGCUGCCGCCCCCGCGGACCCUCUUCUACGUGGAGAGCCUGGAGGAGGCGCCCGAGAAGGCGCUGGUCCUCCGGCAGCUCAAGGAAGAGCCCGCAGCGCCCUGCCCCGAAGGAGGAGGAGGAGGAGGAGGGAAGGCGGUGAGCACAAACCUACCUUUGCCAUCUCAAUAUGAUAUGGACCCUAAUAGUUCUGAGGAGUUUUAUCAGGCUGUACACCAUGCUGAACAAACCUUCAGGAAAAUGGAAAGCUACCUGAAGCAACAGCAACUCUGUGAUGUUAUUCUGAUUGCUGGAAGCCGUAAAAUACCUGCACAUAGACUCGUUCUAAGUUCCGUUUCUGAUUACUUUGCUGCAAUGUUUACAAGUGAUGUUUGUGAAGCAAAGCAAGAAGAAAUCAAAAUGGAAGGCAUUGAUCCAAGUGCACUCUGGGAACUUGUUCAGUUUGCAUAUACAGGUUGCCUGGAACUAAAGGAAGAUACCAUAGAAAACCUCCUCGCAGCUGCAUGCCUUCUCCAGCUCCCUCAAGUAGUUGAAGUCUGUUGCCAUUUCCUCAUGAAGCUUUUACAUCCAUCUAACUGUCUGGGAAUCCGGGCAUUUGCAGAUGCCCAAGGAUGCACAGAGCUUAUGGAAGUGGCUCACAACUAUACCAUGGAAAACAUCAUAGAGGUUAUUCGAAAUCAGGAAUUUUUACUGCUGCCUGCAGAAGAACUCCAUAAACUUCUUGCCAGUGAUGAUGUGAAUGUUCCUGAUGAGGAAACCAUUUUCCAUGCCUUAAUGAAGUGGGUGAAGUAUGACAUGCAGAGGAGGAGUAAUGACUUGAGUAUGUUACUUGCCUACAUCCGGUUGCCGCUUCUUCCACCACAGAUUUUAGCUGACCUAGAAAACCAUGCACUUUUUAAAGAUGACUUGGAAUGUCAGAAGCUGAUUCUGGAAGCCAUGAAAUAUCAUCUUUUGCCAGAAAGACGAACUCUUAUGCAAAGCCCAAGAACUAAGCCAAGAAAAUCCACAGUUGGAACCUUGUAUGCAGUUGGAGGAAUGGACAACAACAAAGGUGCUACCACCCUAGAGAAGUAUGAUCUCAGGACAAAUAUAUGGAUCCAAGCUGGAGUGAUGAAUGGCAGAAGACUUCAGUUUGGUGUGGCUGUCAUUGAUGACAAGCUCUUUGUUAUCGGAGGCCGGGAUGGUUUAAAGACAUUAAACACUGUUGAAUGUUACAAUCCAAAGACAAAGGCAUGGACUAUUUUGCCUCCAAUGUCAACUCAUAGGCAUGGCUUAGGUGUUACCGUUCUUGAAGGACCAAUUUAUGCUGUGGGAGGCCAUGAUGGCUGGAGCUAUUUGAAUACGGUUGAGAGGUGGGACCCCCAAAGUCAACAGUGGACAUUUGUAGCCAGUAUGUCUAUUGCUAGAAGCACAGUCGGUGUGGCAGCAUUAAAUGGCAAGUUAUACUCUGUUGGCGGUCGAGAUGGCAGUUCUUGUUUGAGUUCAAUGGAGUAUUAUGAUCCCCACACAAACAAAUGGAACAUGUGUGCUCCAAUGUGUAAGAGAAGAGGAGGAGUUGGCGUGGCUACCUGUGAUGGUUUCCUCUAUGCAGUUGGAGGGCACGAUGCCCCUGCUUCUAAUCAUUGCUCCAGGUUGCUGGAUUAUGUUGAAAGGUAUGACCCCAAAACUGAUACUUGGACAAUGGUAGCACCAUUGAGUAUGCCUCGUGAUGCUGUUGGUGUUUGCAUCCUUGGUGAUAAAUUGUAUGCAGUAGGGGGUUAUGAUGGUCAGACGUACUUGAACACCAUGGAGUCAUAUGACCCUCAAACUAAUGAAUGGACACAGAUGGCAUCUCUAAAUAUUGGAAGAGCCGGCGCCUGUGUUGUGGUGAUCAAGCAACCUUGAUUUUGUCUGCACUGGAUUUUAUUGACUUCUGGGUGGAUUUUUCUGUCACACAAACAAGAAAGAAAACUUUGUUGAGCAUAAGGAUCGAUAGACACACUCAGCACUCUGUUGAUCGCAAACUUGAAGUAGUUUCAAAAUGGGGAGACAAAAAAAAUGAGGAUUUGAUGCCUUUUCCAAUUAUUAGACACUGCUCAAUGACUGAACAGCAACAACAAGAAAAUCAAUCUGCUGUGGGAGUCAAUGUAUGAACACAAAAGGAGGAAGCUCAGGUCCUGCUCUACAGGCUGUGUAAUGGAGGCACAGCAAACUAUCAGUAUCCACAACCAACUCUUCAUAAAAAGUGAAGCGAUCUAACAAAUGGUUUUCAUAGCACUAGAUAUUUUAACUCUGGAAUCAUCAUAGCACACUAAGUCACUUUUUUAAACCAUAGUUUUAUUAAAAGAAAAUGUACAUAACUGGUUUAUUCCCUCUAUCUCUUCCAAAGCCUUAUCUACAAAUGGUUUACAUGCUUUGCCAUUUACACAGACAGUGCAAGAUAGGCAGGAACCUCAGUUUCCUCCUAAAAUUAUGAAACAUUGUCAACCUUUAGCCUUUUCUGUUCAUCAGAAAUGAUUCAAGAUGACCAAUGCAUCAUGACUGUUUAUCUGAUAUCAGACUAUACCCUCCCACUAUAAUUAUACAUCAUUUCUGGUUACAGUAAUCUUGUAUUUUGAGUGGGGAAGAUCUGAAUGUAGAGGGAAGACUGACCUUUUUGGACUGUUAUGGCUUCACUACAAGAAAGGAGAUCCAAAGGAGAGUUUUCUCACAAAUCCACCAAACCCGCAGUUGUGAGAGUGUCCUCACAAAUCCACCUUGACUUCUUGUUCAAGCAUGUGAAUUCUUGUCUCUUUCCAAGCUUUUGUGCUUCUCCUGCAUGUGGGAAGUUUGUGGAAGGCAGGGCAAUGGCAGCUUUCACUGCAUUGCAUCAUGUAACAGGCAACAUGCAACAAUUCCAAGGCAAUAUACCAUUGCGACACAGAAAUGCAGUAAGAGAGACAAAAAUGUUAUAAUGCUUAUGUGUAUUUUCAGAUCCCAUCGUUGUUCUAAUUAUGUUCAAUGUGGUUUUAUUUAUCAUUAAAAAAACUAUUUCUUCAGGUCAUUGGAAAUAUGGGCCAAAUUAGCCUUUAAACAACAGAAGUGCAUAACAAUCUAUCAAUAAUUUUUAAAAGGUGAGUAUCAGCCACAUAAAUGCUGGUUUGAGCAGAAAAGGGCAGGAGAGAAAAAAGGAACACUUUCAUCCAGUGGAUAUUUUCCUGUUCAAAAGCUGCUCUUGCAACAAGGGGUAAAAUGCAUAGUACUACUUUUUUCAUGGAAGGAAAAAUACUGAGAGGAGGGGGGGGGGUUGUGUUUGGGAGGGAAGAAAUGCCAGGAACUUAUUAAGUAUCUCCUCCCUGAAAUUCUUCAAAUCAAAUUUUCAGCUUUUCACAUUUUCCCUUCUUUUUUGUUUAAUGGAGGAUUGUUACAUAGGUUUGCUGUAUACUAUCUAAUUUGCACCCAUGGAAUAAUAGGCCAAUGUGUACAAAACAAACAAAAACAGAACAACACAUCAAACUGUUUUUGGCAUACUAUGUCUCAAUAGCAGAGCAUCUGCUUUGCAUGUGUGAAACAAAAUUUGAAAUUAUAUGAAUCUUUCUUUCCCCCAAAGAUCUGCUAUGCAUACGAAUGAACCACAGAAAUCACUUUGUGGACUUUACAUAGAUGUCACUGUUGGUUGUGUUAAGUCAUAAGCAUGGUUAAACUCUCAUGUCAAAACACCAAAAUAAAAUUGGUUUUACUAGAGUAAGUAGAACUGUUAAUUCAUGAAUCACCUCAAUUGUAGCAGAAAUAAAGCUUUCUGUGAAGCCUUCUUGAAUGCUGCUAGUGAGUUCUGUUGUUAAGCAAGUUUGGCAAUGAGAAAAACUGAAGUGUGAGGUUUUGCUC
Sceloporus undulatus (fence lizard) is the source of this 4199-nucleotide messenger RNA. It is a transcript of the gene KLHL1, whose product is annotated as kelch like family member 1. The record is from RefSeq and is a predicted model, not a curated record. Gene Ontology annotation, molecular function: protein binding. The transcript has 12 exons. NCBI's taxonomy places the organism in Eukaryota, Metazoa, Chordata, Lepidosauria, Squamata, Phrynosomatidae. Bases 39 to 2240 code for a protein of 733 amino acids.